This is a messenger RNA of Torulaspora globosa, 1266 nucleotides long. RefSeq names its product GATA-type transcription factor. Lineage: Eukaryota; Fungi; Ascomycota; Saccharomycetes; Saccharomycetales; Saccharomycetaceae. The record is from RefSeq and is a predicted model, not a curated record. Gene Ontology annotation, biological process: regulation of DNA-templated transcription. The transcript has a single exon. The coding region runs from base 1 to 1266 and encodes 421 amino acids. Gene Ontology annotation, molecular function: zinc ion binding; sequence-specific DNA binding.
AUGAAAAAUGAUACGACUAGUAGGUCCAGCACCGUAGGGAUCUGUAGUGAGGAUGGUGCUAGAGUUUCAUAUGAUUAUUACUUCAGUUUAGAUUCGAGAAAUAAGUUGACCAAAACUGCAAGUCAGCAGAGGAGAGGAAGGUUGGUCCAGUCAUUUCCUCCUCCACCGCCGCCGCCGCCACCAACAAGAGAGUCUUCGGUACCACCAGCAGAACGUCUGACUACGUCUAGCGCCACAUCCAGUGUCAUAUGUAAGACCCCUUACUUGAGACUGGACGGAGUCCCUCGCAACUUACCAGAUCUCAGAUCAUACAGUGUUCUAGCUGGAAGUACGACUUUCAUUAGAAGUAGCGGAAUAAGGGGAACACUUCCUCGAAUUAGGAAGUUAGAAGUUAGGAAGCAAUGUCACAUGCCCUUAGCCGACGUUCUGGUUUCCAGUGGAGGUCCCACAAGCGGCAGUCAGCACGGCUCAACAUCUGUAAAGCGUGCAAGUGAAGUUGAUUCACAUGAACAGGACGCAGCUACCGCUCUGCUGGUUCUUAAGCAAUGUAGUCUGAAAGUAGCAGACAUGACGAGGAGUUGGUCUCAUCUCAAUACAGUACCCUUGUGUGACUUCAUCGUUGCCCAAAAAAACUGCCAGAGAAUGUUGGACAACAUCGAAACUUUAAAAGACGUCAGAAUACAGGUCAGGGAAGCAACGGCCGUGGAGGAUGUGAAUCAAAAUGAUGAGCUCACACGGCAUGCUAUCGAGAAACGGAAGCGUAAGAACUUAUACAAAUCCCGCUCUAGGGCCUUUCCUUCACGAUCGUCAUCAGUCAUCUCAGUAGUUAACGUCAUUAAGAAAGAGAGGGAGAACGAAACACGAAGCCAAAGUACUUCGUCUGAAUGUACUACCACAAAGUCGCCAACCGAAAUGGCCUGUGAUAUAUCACGGCAGGAGCCGCAUUCAUCAUACAAUGAGCCUAGCCGCCAGUCGUCAUCGUCAUCGUCAUCGGAUUACGCGAAAAGAGUACUGGGUAAAAUUGGCAAAACCUCGAAAUCUGGAAAGAACAGGAAUACCCAUAUGAAGUGUUUGCAGUGUUCUGCGACUGAUACUCCUGAGUGGAGAAAAGGGCCCGUAGGGCCUACAACCCUUUGUAACGCUUGUGGAUUGUUCUAUAAGAAGUUAUUGAAAAGGUUUGGCGGAGACACAGCGGAUGUAAUCAUGAAAAUGCGGCAAAUCAAGAAUCCUCAGGACAGAAAAGUUCCGAGGAGCGCUUCUUCGUGA